Molecule: messenger RNA, 921 nt
Organism: Cercopithifilaria johnstoni
Lineage: Eukaryota; Metazoa; Nematoda; Chromadorea; Rhabditida; Onchocercidae
Source: the annotation of a GenBank genome assembly
AUGGGUGAACUAAGUUCAAAUCUAAGUUUAUCAAAGGAUUUGCUAGAGAUUACUGAAAAUUACGGUGUCCCACAUAAGCAUCUCGUGCAGCUUAUCAUCAAACACGGGAUUUUACAGGCUCAUUAUUUCUGCAACAAAUUUGUUCAAUAUGUCCAGAUCUAUGACUCUAAGGGCAGUACUAUUACUCAUCCAGAUGAUGGACAAGAAAAAAUACUGAUUGAAAAAUUGAUCACUGUUAUUAAUAAUGCUCUGGCCCCACUUUGUCUUCGAUUGAUACAGGUAGAUGACGAAUAUGACGACAAGGACAGUUACGUUGUAUUGCUUAGUGACCAAAGAUCGAGUGAUUUUUUACGCGAUGCAUUUGGUUUGACGCAAACUGAGGUUAUGCUGUUUCAUUUGUGGAUAAGCGCUAUAUGCAAUAGUGAAAAUGGUGAAAUUUUAAAGCACGAAGCACUAUCGAUCGCUUCAGAUUUGUUGGUGAAGGGAAAAAAGUUGGAUGAAGAGUAUCUUCUGCAACAGUUUGUUUCAAACAAAUGGCUAGUAAUGGAUGACGAAAAAGCAACAAUCCGUCUGCAUACCCGUGGAAUUGCAGAGUUGCAAAAUUAUUUUAAUUCACAUGCAGAUGAAUUAAAGCUCGAAAAAUGCGCUGUGUGUGGCAAAUUUAUAAUUAUGAAGAAUCGAGCAGUUUUCUGCGAAACAUGUAGAAGUUUUUCUCAUAGACAAUGCGGACUGAAAAUUAUAAAAUCUAUAAGAACGGGAAAAGUACUGUGUCCGGGUAAAUUGGCAAAUGGUGAAUCGUGUACUGCAGAAUUUCACGUGUUUACCGAAGUGGAUAGUGUGAAACAUAGCCAGAAAGGUAACCGUAAACGUCAUAUUGUAAAUGACUUUGAGGAACAGGAUGGAUGUGAUUUCGAUUUCUAA